Molecule: messenger RNA, 4038 nt
Organism: Phyllopteryx taeniolatus (common seadragon)
Lineage: Eukaryota; Metazoa; Chordata; Actinopteri; Syngnathiformes; Syngnathidae
Gene: appl1
Product: adaptor protein, phosphotyrosine interaction, PH domain and leucine zipper containing 1
Exons: 21
Coding region: 130-2322 (730 amino acids)
Biological process (GO): signaling
Cellular component (GO): cytoplasm; endosome membrane
Molecular function (GO): protein binding
Source: RefSeq, a predicted model, not a curated record
UUGUGGCUGCUGUGGUGGCUUCCGCGUUGCCCCACGCCCGCCUUCCCAAAAAAACUUAAAAGUGGGAGUUGACAGGCUAAUUUGUUGUCCCUUCUGUCGUCAAUUGUCAUCUGCCAUCAAGCAGCAGCCAUGCCCGGGAUAGAGAAGCUGCCUAUCGAAGAGACGCUGGAGGACAGCCCGCAGACGCGCUCUCUGUUGGGUGUGUUCGAGGAAGAUGCGGCAGCCAUGUCCAACUACUGCAACAUGCUUUAUCAGGCCAUGCACAGGAUGUAUGACGCCCAGAAUGAGCUGAGUGCUGCAACACAUCUUACCUCCAGACUGCUAAAAGAGUACGACAAACAGCGUUUUCCUUUAGGCGGCGACGACGAGGUGAUGAGCUCCACCCUGCAGCAGUUUGCGAAAGUCAUUGACGAGCUGAGCUCCUGUCACGCCGUCUUGUCUACCCAGCUGGCGGAUGCCAUGAUGUUCCCCGUAACGCAGUUCAAAGAAAGAGACCUCAAGGAGAUCCUAACUCUGAAGGAAGUCUUCCAAAUAUCCAGUGAUGAUCACGACACCGCCAUCAACAGAUACAGCCGCCUGUCCAAGAGGAAGGACAAUGACAAGAUGCGCGCCGAGGCGGUGGAGGACGUGUACACGUCGCGCAAGAAGCAGCACCAGACCAUGAUGCACUACUUCUGCUCGCUCAACACGCUGCAGUACAAGAAGAAGACGGCGCUGCUGGAGCCGCUGCUGGGAUACAUGCAGGCGCAAAUCAGUUUCUUUAAGCUGGGCUCGGAAAACCUCAGCCAGCAGUGGGAGGACUUCCUGGCCACCAUCGGAAGCAGCGUCCAGAACGUCCGCCGGGAAAUGGAGAAGGAGGUGGGCCAGAUGCAGGAAACCAUCGAACAGAUGGAAAGGUCAUGUGACCCGCUGUACGCACCUUGUGACCCUGACCCGCUCCACUCGCCCGUGUGCCGCAACCUCACUCAGAAGCAGGGCUACCUCUACAUUCGCAAUAAGACGGGCCUGGUGUCGACAUCGUGGGAGCGUCAGUACUUCUUCACGCAGGGGGGCAACCUGAUGCAGCAGGGCCGCGCGGAAGUGGCGGGCGGCCUGGUCACCGACCUGGACAACGCCUCCGUCAUGGCGGUGGACUCUGACGACCGCCGCUUCUGCUUCCAGGUCACGUCCUUCGACGGCAGGAAAGUGGUGACACUGCAGGCGGAGAGCCGGAAGGACUGCGAGGAGGUAAUAAAGUCGCUUGAGUUGUUGUCGAUGGCUCUUCUCUCACCGCGUCUUUUUUGCUCUUCUCGCCAGUGGAUCGCUACCAUCAACAACAUCUCCAGACGCAUAUACCUGAGCGAAAACGCAGAGGAAGUGGCGGCCAGAGUCAACCAAUCGGCUAUUGAGGCGGUGACGCCGUCGCCGUCCUUCCAGCAGAGACACAACAGCAUGCGGCCUGGCAGCAGGGGCGGCGUGGGCCGAACCGGCAGCAUCAGCUCGAUGGGCUCCGAGCCGUCGCUCGCCCGCUCUGCCCUCUCGUUAGACGCCCUGGUUGCCCCGGAAACGCCCAUCCAGUUUGACAUCAUCUCCCCUGUCAGCGAGGAGAACGCCGGGCACGGCAAGACGACAGCGCAGGCUGGCAGGAGAAGUAAUCCGUUUGGCGAGUCGGGUGACAAAACACCGGAGGACGGCGAAGACUCGAUCCUGCACCAGCUCUUCAUCGUCCGCUUCCUGGGCUCCAUGGAGGUGAAGAGCGCCGAGUCGGCGGACGUCAUCCCCGAGACCAUGCGGCAGAUCCUGGCGGCGCGCGCCAUUCACAACAUCUUCAGGAUGACCGAGUCGCACCUGCUCGUCACCUGCGACUGCCUCAAGCUCAUCGACCCGCAGACGCAAGUGACUCGACUCGGGUUCCCUUUGUCCAGCGUGCUCCAGUCGUCGUCGCACCAGGACAACAAGCGGCUGUUUGGAUUCAUCCUGCGCUCGGCCAGCGGGCAUCCUGACGGGCGAGCUGUCUGCUACAUCUUGGAGUCAAACGACGAUGGCGAGAAGAUCUGCGACAGCAUCGGGCUGGCCAAGCAGAUCGCCCUCCACUCGGCGCUGGACCGCGAUGCGGCGGAGAAGCGCAAGGAGCAGCACAAAGCCAAAGAGAAGCAGCAGGAGGAGGAGCUCAGCAAGCAGAGACAGAUCGAGAAGGACCUGGAGGAGCAGAGCCGCCUCAUCGCCGCCUCAAGCCGUCCCGCCGGGGCCGACGGACACUUUGUGGUACUGAGCAACAGCCAAUCGGAGGAUAGCGACGCCGGCGGGGAGGAGGGCAAGAAGAAGGGCGAGUCCGACGCCUAGCAACGCACACGCCCAAAAAUGGGUACGAAGCCUCUGCCCGUCCAGCCCAAGUUCAGGAAUCAACACCCGCCCGUCCGGGCUGCCUGGGGAUGAAAAACAAGUUUGUCACAGACUUUUGUUUUAGUUGUUUUUAAAGAGCUUUUUAUACUGCCGCAACUAUAGCUAUACAACAGUCUAGUUUCCUAUUUCUUUUCGUAACCAUUUUGUCCAGAAAAUUCUCGAAAGUCCUUCCUGGCUGUUUGUCGGCUUCCUGCACUGUUUUGCGAGCGGCCGGUUAUUCCGGCGCACGUAUGAGGCCCAAUCUCUAUGUCAGUGUUUCCCAACCUUUAUUGAGCCAAGGCACGUAUUCCACGUGAGGAAAAAGCCAGCAAACAAAAAUGUCGCACCAAGUACAGUGAAGAAUUUGGAGUUGGACAUUGACUGUUCUUGUGCUCAGGCCAAAGCAUUAAAAAUUUUCCUUUGGAGCCAUCUUGUGGCAUCUACAGCCAAUUACAGUACAGUAUAAACCUUUCGGGUGGGGCAGUGUCCGUUAACUUGCCGAUUUAUGCUAUUUGGGGGGGGGGGGGGGGGGGCUCGGUCUUGUAAAUGGUGGACUCCUUUUAGGGCGGGUGGACACCUUCCAGACACACCCGCCUGGGCUCAAACUAUUAGGGGAAAAAAAAAAUAACUUUUUAGAAAAUAGUUUUACCCCAUCCCCACACUUAAGCGAGUUAAACUUGUUCAAACACAACACACUUUUUAACGCUUUUCUUAGCACCUGUUCUCACUCGCUUGUUGUCAAGAAAUGGAGACUGGUAUAACAUCACUUUGUUGAAACAAAAAGAAGACUCCGAACAAGAGGCACAGCGUGCUUGCUUCAAGCCCUUUGUCCUUCCCAGCUGUAAAGUUGACGAGAAAAAUAAAAAAAAGAAUUAAACAUUAUUUAAGCACCUAAAUGUUCAACCAACCCAUAUAAUUAAAUCUUAACAAAAGUCAGCGAGACGCAUGGAGCAGCAACACAUACAAACAGGGGUACAUUCUCAAUCCUCUGUGGGAACUACUAUCACUGGAAAUUAAUUGGGGCCUUUGUUGAUCAAGCUACGUCUGUGCCAAUAUGGCACAACGUGGCGCUACUACACUGAAGGCAUGAGACUACCAAUUCGGACUUGCCUAUAUACUGUAAAGGCCCAUGAAAAAAACGAUGAUUUAAAACCUGCGACCAAUGAACCGCGAUAUUACUGGGGAACACCUUUAGUGAAAUAAUGAUGUCAUCUCCAUUUACUCACAAAUUGACUUUUGUGUGUCAUAUACUUUUUCUCUUGUAUAAACGGCAACACAGGAUAAUAAUGUACUGCCUGCCAUCUAGUGGAAGAGCGUUUAAUUAUUCUGCCUGUCACAGACAAACAAAGAAAAAAAAAAAUGAGAGAGAGCCUGAACGCACCACGGCCAAAACACUAUCCUGUAUUUCAAUGACUAACCAAACAAGUCAUGGGCGUGACACGGCAAUAAAGUCACAACAACUAGGAUGAUGAUUGAUUAUAAACCUUGCAACUUUCUGAGCAUCAAAAAGAAGAAAAUGUUUACUGAUGAUCGUGCGGGUCAUUUUGUUGGUGGUUUUGUUUUGUUCGUGUUGACCGUUAGGCACCUUACCGAUGUCAUGUUGGAUUGUACAUGUACGCCUCAUGAUCAAUGUCUCUAGUUUGUGUCAUUUAACAAAUGAAUAAAGCACUAACUCCA